CCGGCUCCCAGCACCAGCCCGGGUGCUCUCCGCCCGCUUUCAGUUUCGUGCGCAGCGCGGCGGGGCAGGAGCGGGGCAGGAGCGUGGAGGAGCCGGAGCGCGCGGGGACCCUACCCAAAGAAGCAAUGUGCAAAUCCAGCUCAGAGCAUAGGACUUGGCUCAGGAACUCAUGAGACCGUCUCUGCGGACACCCUAGAACAUCUAUGAUGAACCAGGAGGCCAAGGCUGGCUCCUCAUGGACCCUGAUAGCCUCCAGCUGGGCACCGAGCACCUGUGGAACUGGCUUGUGAGGCUGCUCAGCAAAGACUCAGGAUGGCUGAAUGCCAAGGUGAAGUUCUUCCUCCCCAAGAUGGACGUGUGCUCCGGGGACAAGGCCCAGGAUGCCACACAGGGGGUCAUUCUGCAGCUGAGAAGACUGCACGCUCAAGGCCGGGCCACAUGGCAGGCGUUCAUCCACUGCGUGUGCAUGGAGCUGGACGUGCCACUGGACCUCGAGGUGCCGCUGCUCAGUACCUGGGGCCACGGAGUCGCGUUUCCCAGCCAGCUGGAGGCCGGUGAAGAAAGCCAGCCUGCCUCUCAGCUCCAGCACGGCCUCAAGCGGCCUCAUCAGAGCUGUGGGUCCUCACCCCGCCCGAAGCAGUACAAGAAGCAGCAGCUAGAGUUGGCCCAGAGGUACCUGCAGCUACUGAAGACUUCCACCCAGCAACGCUAUGGCAGUAAGAUCCCCGGGCCAGGGCAACCCCUAGCCUUCCACCAGGCCUAUAUCCCCCCAGUCUUGCAGUGGAGCCGGACCCCGGCACCCUUCCGCACCCAGGAGGGGAUGGCGCCGGGGGACCCCAAGGCAGAAGAUGGCACGGACGUGAGCAUCCGGGACCUCUUCAGCACCAGGGCCGACAAGGGCCCGAGGGUGACCGUGCUCCUGGGGAAAGCGGGCAUGGGCAAGACCACCCUGGCCCACCGGCUCUGCCAGAGGUGGGCUGACGGCCAGCUGGACCGCUUCCAGGCCCUGUUUCUUUUUGAGUUCCGCCAGCUCAACCUGAUCACACGUCUUCUGACGCUGCCCCAGCUCCUUUUCGACCUGUACCUGAGCCCCGAGGCGGGCUCCGACUUGGUCUUCCAGUACCUGGAGGAGAAUGCUAAUGGAGUCCUGCUCAUCUUUGAUGGGCUGGACCAGGCCCUGCAUCCCCGCUCCAACAGAGGGCAGGCAGGUCCUGAGGACCCAAGUCCGGCCCUUGCCCUCUUCUCCCGCCUCUGCCGAGGGACCCUGCUGCCCGGCUGCUGGGUAUUGGCCACCUCCCGCCCAGGGAAGCUGCCCGACUGCCUCCCUGCAGAGGCAGCCACAGUCCACAUGUGGGGCUUUGACAGGCCGCGGGUGGAGGAGUACGUGGGCCGCUUCUUCCCGGACCAGCCGGGGCAGGAGGCAGCCCUGGCGGAGCUGCGGGGCAGCAGACACCUCCAGAGCUUGUGCGCCGUGCCCGCGCUCUGCCAGGUCACCUGCCUCUGCCUCCUCCGUCUGCUCCCGGGCAGCCCGCCAGGCCAGUCUGCGGCCCUCCUGCCCACCGUGACUCAGAACUACGUGCAGAUGCUGUCCACCCUCGGCCCCCGUGGGUACCUGCCUCCCGAGGCCCUGCUGGAGCUCAGUGAGGUGGCCCUGGGCGGCCUGCAGACCGGGAAGGUCAUCUUCUCUGUAGGAGACAUCCGCCCGCCCACAAUGGCCUUUGCGGCUGCCCUCAAUUUGCUGACCACCUUCUGCAUCUGCACGGGCCCGGGGCACCGGGACACAGGCUACGCCUUCACCCACCUCAGCCUACAGGAGUUUUUUGCUGCCAUGUACCUGAUGGCCAGCCCCAAGGUGGACAGAAAUGCACUUGCCGGCCAUGUCACCCUCAGUUCUUGCUGGGUGCUGCGGACCAAAGCUAGUCUGGGCCUCCUAGACCACCUCCCCACCUUCCUGGCGGGGCUAGCGUCCCGUGCCUGCCGACCCUUCCUCAGCCUCGUGGCCCAGCGGGACGAGAUGUGGGUGAGUGCCAGGCAGGCUGUGGUGAUGCAAGCCUUGAGGAAGUUGGCCACCCGCAGGCUCACGGGGCCGAAGAUUGUGGCGCUCUGUCACUGCGUGGGUGAGACCCAGGAGCCUGAGCUGGCCGGUCUCAUGGCCCAGAGUCUCCCCUGUCACCUGUCCUUCCACAAUUUCCCACUGACCUACGCCGACCUGGCUGCCCUGACCAGCAUCUUGGGGCACAGGAACGCCCCCAUCCACCUGGAUUUUGAGGGCUGCCCUCUGGAGCCCCACUGCCCUGAGGCCCUGGUGGGCUGCGAGCAGGUCGAAAAUCUCAGCUUUAAGAGCAGGAAGUGUGGGGAUGCUUUUGCCGAAGCCCUGUCCAGGAGCCUGCCGACAAUGGGGAGCCUGAAGAAGCUGGGGUUAGUAGGAAGUAAGAUCACUGCCCGAGGCAUCAGCCACCUGGUGCAGGCUCUGCGCCUCUGUCCACAGCUGGAAGAGGUCAGCUUUCAGGACAACCAGCUUAAGGACUGGGCUGUGCUGAACAUCGUGGAGGUACUUCCUUGUUUGCCACAGCUUCGGAAGCUUGACCUGAGCCGCAACAAUGUCUCCGUGUCAACACUACUCUGCUUGACAAAGGUAGCAGUCGAAUGCCCUACUGUUAGGACCCUGCAGGUCAGGGAGGCAGACCUCAUCUUCCUUCUUUCCCCGCCCACAAAGACUGCUGCAGAGCUUCAAGGAGCGCCAGACCUGCAGGGAAAUGCUGGCCAGAGGGAAGCGGCUCAGAGUAGAAGCCUGACACUCAGGCUCCAGCAGUGUCAGCUCAGGGUCCAUGAUGCACAGGAGCUCAUAGUCCAGCUCCAGGAAGGCCCCCGCCUGGACAAAGUGGACCUUUCAGGAAACCAGCUGGACGAUGAGGGCUGUCGACUGAUGGCAGAGGCUGCCUCUCAGCUGCACAUCACCAGGAGUCUGGACCUCAGCGACAACGGGCUCUCUGUGGAUGGAGUAUACUGUGUGCUGAGUGCGGCGAGCACGUGCCGGACCCUGGCAGAGCUACACAUCAGCCUGCUGCACAAAACUGUGGUCUUCACGUUUGCCCCAGAGCAGGAGGAGCAGAAGGGGAGCUGGGACAGGACUGCGCUGCCGGUCAGCCUGACGUGCCAGAUGCCAUCUGAGCCGCCCCCGCACCCCGCGGCAAUCAGGCUGACACACUGCGGCUUGCAGGCCAAGCACCUAGAGCAGCUCUGCAGGGCGCUGAGAGGAAGCUGCCACCUCAGUCAGCUGGACUUCUCAGGCAACGCUCUGGGAGACGAAGGCGUGGCCCAGCUGGCUCAGCUCCUCCCAGGGCUGGGAGCUCUGCAGUCCUUGGACCUCAGUGAGAACGAUUUGUCCCUGGAUGUGGUGUUCAUGUUGACCCCAUGCUUCUCCACUCUGCCUUGGCUCCUUCACUUGGACAUCAGCUCUGACAGCCAGCGUGUCGUCCUGAGAGGUGACAGAAGAGGCAGGGAUCUAUUGGCUGGUGGGUCCUUGCCAGAGUUCCCAGCUGGAGCCCAGUUCUCGGCCUUUCAUCAGCGCUGCGUCCCCAGGAGCCUCUGCCUCAGGCAGUGUCAGCUGGAACCCCUGAGCCUCGCCCACCUCUGUGAGACUCUGAAGAAGUGUCCGGGGCCUCUGGAAGUCAAAUUGUCCUGUGAGGUCCUGAGUGACCAGAGCCUGGAGACCCUGCUGCACCACCUAGCCCGGCUCCCCCAGCUCAGCCUGCUGCAGCUAAGCCAGACGAAGCUGUCCCCGAAGAGCCCCCUCCUGCUGGCCGACUUCUUCAGCCUGUGGCCACGGGUUCGGAAGGUGGAUCUCAGGUCCCUGUGUCACGUGACCCUGCACUUCAGGUCCAGUGAGGAGCGGGAAGGCGAGUGCUGUGGCAGGUUCACGGGCUGUGGCCUCAGUCAAGAGCACGUGGAGCCGCUGUGUUGGUUGCUGAGCAAAUGUGAAGACCUCAACGAGCUGGACCUAUCAGCCAACAUGCUGGGUGAUGACGGGCUCAGGUGCCUUCUGGAAUGUCUGCCUCAGUUGCCUGUCUCCGGUUCGCUUGACCUGAGUCACAACAGCAUCUCCCUAGAAAGUGUCCUGGGCCUGGUGAAGACUCUCCCCUCCUGCCCACGCGUCCAGGAGGCCUCUGUGAACCUGGGCUCUGAGCAGAGCUUCUGGAUCCACUUCUCCAGACAGGAGGAGGCCGGGAAGACCCUCAGGCUGAGCCAGUGCAACUUUGGGCCAGAGCACGUGUCCAGACUGGCCACUGGCCUGAACCAGGCCCUAAAGCUCACAGCUCUCACGCUGACCCGGUGCUGCCUGGGCCUGGAGCAGCUGACGCAACUGCUGAGUCUGCUGAGGUGGCCAGUGGGGCUGUUCAGUCUCAGGGUGGAGGAGCCGUGGGUUGGCACAGCCGGGGUGCUUGCCCUGCUAGAAGUCUGCACCCAGGCCUCAGGCAACAUCACUGAAAUAAGCAUUUCGGAGACCCAGCAGCAGUUCUCUCUCCAGUUGGAGUUUCCACGUCAGGAGAACCCAGAGGCCGUGGCCCUCAGGUUGGCUCACUGUGACCUUGGGACCCACCACAACCUUCUUGUCUGGCAGCUGAUGGAGACAUGUGCCAGGCUGCAGCAGCUCAGCUUGUCCCAGGUGAACCUCUGUGACACCAGCUCUCUGCUGCUGCAAAGCCUCCUUCGGUCCCUGUCUGAGCUGAAGACAUUCAGGCUGACCUCCAGCUGUGUGAGCUCUGAGGGCCUGGCCCACCUGACGUCUGGUCUGAGCCACUGCCACCACCUGGAGGAAUUGGACUUAUCCAACAAUCCAUUUGUUGAGAAGGACACCGAAGUGUUGAUGGCGGUCCUUGAGGGGAUGUGCUGGCUGAAGAGGCUCGACCUCAGCCAUCUGCCACUGGGCAGCUCCGCCCUGGCCCUGCUCACCCAGGGACUAAGCCACAUGAGCGUCCUGCGGAGCCUCCGGCUGAGCAGGAACGGUAUUUGUGACGUCGGCUGCCUCCAGCUUUUGGAGGCUCUCAGAGCUGCCAGCAGCUUGAAGGAGCUAGGCUUGAGCCACAACCAGAUUGGAGACUUCGGUGCCCAGUACCUAGCUGCCAUCCUCCCCGGGCUGCCCGAGCUCAGGAAGAUAGACCUCUCAGGGAAUGGCAUUGGCCCAGCUGGGGGAGUGCUGUUGGUGGAGUCUCUCGCCCUCUGCGAGCACUUGGAGGAGCUAAUGCUGGGCUACAACGUCCUGGGAGAUGUCACAGCCCUGAGGCUGGCACAGAGGCUGCCCCACCACCUGAGAGUCCUACACCUGCCCUCUAGCGGCCUGAGCCUAGAGGGGGCGCUGCUCCUGAGCCAGGCCCUGGAUGGAUGCCCAUACGUGGAAGAGAUUAGCUUGGCAGUGAACAGUCUGGCGACAGGGGUCCCACAUUUCCAUCAGGGGCUCCCGCUGCUCAGGCAGAUCGACCUGGUUUCCUGUGAGAUUGACAAUCACGCUGCCAGGCCCCUUGCUGCCAGCCUGGUGCUCUGCCCCGCACUGGAAGAAGUCCUGCUGUCCUGGAAUCUGCUUGGGGACGAGGCAGCUGCAGAGCUGGCCCGGGUCCUGCCGAGGAUGAGCAGGCUGAAGAAAAUGGACUUGGAGAAGAACCAGAUCACAGCUUGUGGAGCCUGGCUCCUGGUCGAAGGGCUGGCACAAGGGUCUGGCAUCCAAGUCAUCCGCCUCUGGAACAACCCCAUCUCCCCCGACAUGGCCCAGCACCUGCAGAAUGAGGAGCCCAGGCUGGACUUCGCUUUCUUUGACAAGCAGCCGCAGCCGCCUCGGGGUAGUUGAUGGCCCCCCUCAAGAUCCUUUGAAUUCAGUCAAGUGAAGCCAACUUCCACUCACCAGGACAGUGGGCUCAGGAGAAGAGCCUCAGCUGGGGGCCCCUGUGUGCUGCCCCAGGAGGGAGGGGCACAUUGGUCUUGCUACGGUCUUCAGGAAGAGACCAGGAGCCUCGUGUGGCCAAAAGACUACCCCAUGUUGCAUGUGACAUGCGUGACCAGUCAGAGACAUGUCACACAAUGAAAGUGUUGUGAUGUGAUGGGCAACACAGAAGAUUACAUGUGGCAGAAUUCUAUGUGACGUUACGUGGAACUCGCAGCGUGACCUGUGGGUCAGUGGGAUAGGUCCUGGCACCACCACGUGGCAGCACACAUGAUCCGUGGUUUGCAUAUGACAUGUGACAGAUGCUCAUAUCAUAGGACUUGUGGCUGGCCAGAUACCCUCAGGCUGGUGGAAAAUCUAAUUUAUUACUUUUUAAAACCAAGUAUAUAUUUAUACGUUGCACUUUCAGAACAGCUAAGCCGGGGAAUGUUCUCCACCCAGAAGUGGGAUGGGGAGAGUGUCCAAGCACUGACUAGCCCAGUGGCCUGAGGGCCAAGCCCUAGACUCAGCACGAGGCUUUGGGAUGAGGCCCAUCUUGCCUCAAGCCUCAGUUUUCCCAUUUGUAAAUGGGACGACUCCCUCCUCUUAAACCCCAGCUUCCAAAGACUUUGGGUCCAGAUCUAGGGAUGGUCCUCGGGAACGGAUGGACCCAGUCUGACCUAUGUCCCGGAAAAAGCCUUGUCUAAGGAUGUGGGGUAGGUACUAUUGGGAUAAACAGGCAAGGCCACUGGGUUCAGACACUACCUCAGCAGGAUCCGGGUGAACUCCCAGGGGCUGCACGUGCUACCUAACAUUAUUUCCAGAAAGGCCCAAGGAUGGCCAUGCCACACUUGAAGCCAAAUUUGACCAAUAAAUGUGGAUGAUGUCCCAGCCUCUA
This is a messenger RNA of Lutra lutra (Eurasian river otter), 6812 nucleotides long. RefSeq names its product NLR family CARD domain containing 5 (gene NLRC5). The transcript has 49 exons. Lineage: Eukaryota; Metazoa; Chordata; Mammalia; Carnivora; Mustelidae. The record is from RefSeq and is a predicted model, not a curated record. Gene Ontology annotation, molecular function: protein binding. The coding region runs from base 236 to 5842 and encodes 1868 amino acids.